Molecule: messenger RNA, 2651 nt
Organism: Lytechinus variegatus (green sea urchin)
Lineage: Eukaryota; Metazoa; Echinodermata; Echinoidea; Temnopleuroida; Toxopneustidae
Product: protein crumbs homolog 1-like
Exons: 7
Coding region: 1223-2224 (333 amino acids)
Biological process (GO): establishment or maintenance of epithelial cell apical/basal polarity; heterophilic cell-cell adhesion
Cellular component (GO): plasma membrane; protein-containing complex
Molecular function (GO): calcium ion binding
Source: RefSeq, a predicted model, not a curated record
CGACCGUCCAGAUGACUCUAGUUGGGGUGGGAUUAUGGUGUACUGCAGUUAUGCCUUUACUGCUACAAGAAUGCCUCGGUAUGAAGGACUGCAUCAAAGAUAACUCUGCCUGAAGAUUAAUCUACCAUGUUUUGUGUGUAUAGAUCGCCAUCUGCUGACGAAAUCAUUCAUAGUGCCAUAUCAGACUACACUGACACUGUCCAAGCGCUCCACUCAAGAUCUGAAAUAAUUGUUUUGGGUGACCUUAAUGCUCACCAUGAAGAGUGGUUAGGAAGAACAAAGACAGAUACCUGGUGGAUCUGCAUUCAACUUUGCCACACUCAACAACCUUUGUCAACUUGUAGACGACCCAAUCUGCAUUGGACGGGAUGGAAGCUGUUCCAAACUGCAUGGACCUCUUCCUAACUACUUCUCCAGGCAAACACGUGGUAUCAGUUGAUGAACGUCUCGGCUCUUCUGACCCCUGUGUGGUUACGGACGUAGCUAUUAAACUAUAGACUUCCAACUACAAGCAAGGCUGGCAAGCGUAAAACCUGGCUGUACGACAAAGCUGGUUGGGAUGGCAUGUGCUCCUUCCUGUCUGAAGCUAACGGUCCUCCCUUUCAAAGGCGUAUAAUGCUGAUAGUGUUCAUAUCGCCAGGAUCAUGCAGUGUGAAUGAAAACAUUGGUAAGCAAUGGACCUUUUCAUACCAUCCAGGACUAUCAAACACGAGUACUCAGAUAAGCCAUGGUUCAAUGGCAGAUGUCAUGGCCGGGAAAACGUUGCUUUAUAGUAAAACCGCAAAAUCUUUCGUCAGCUUCGCUUCGUAAAGAUAGCUACAUCCAGCCAGAUUUUGACCUACAUGUUCCCUCUCCAAGCACUGAUGUUACAUCAUAAUAAGUUAAGAAAAAACGAAACAUACAAUAAAACAUAGUUGUAAUACAAGAAGAAGACGAAGACAAAAGAAGAAGAGGAGGAAGAAGAAUAAUAAUAAGAAGAAAAUGUUACUCAAUAUACUCAAACUCAAUGAAGGAAAACGUAACUAAAUUAACAACACACCACUCCUUUAUGUAUUUUAUAUAAGAUUGAAGUCAUGACCAGUAGUUGAAGUGGUAAACACGGAUACUAGAGAGGACAAUAACCCCGAAAAUAUCUACUACUUUAAGAAAAUAAUUUUUUUUAGUUUAAUGCAUUACAAGGCUUAUAUACGCUUACUUGGAAUCUGACAAUUCUUUCCAAGAUAUGCCUCAAGACAGGAGCAGCUAUAGCCAUCCAAUUCUUCCUUGCACGAUCCACCAUUCUGACACGGAUUCGAGUUACAUGCUGUCAAAGAGAAAUUCCAAAAAUGGUGACUCCACUGUACAAUUUACCUGCCAGAACUCUUCAAAGCUCCUAAUCGUGGUAUUGUCUAUACUCCAUCAACCAUUCGACGCAGCGGUUGGUGAUGGAACAUGCUGCUCAGUACCUCAAAAUGCAUGUCCCUAUCGAAUCUUCGAGCAUACAGGUGAAUUUGUUCAGUUUGUCGCAAAGUAUUUGACACGUGAUCACCCAGAAUAUGACGUCAGAGUGCCACAGGAAGCUUGGGACAAAACGAACAUGUAUUGUGCAUUUCCAGCAUGUAACUCGAAUCCGUGUCAGAAUGGUGGAUCGUGCAAGGAAGAAUUGGAUGGCUAUAGCUGCUCCUGUCUUGAGGCAUAUCGUGGAAAGCAUUGUCAGAUUCCAACAUGUUACUCCAAUCCGUGUCAGAAUGGUGGAUCGUGCAUGGAAGAAUCGGAUGGCUAUAGCUGCUCCUGUCUUAAGGCAUAUCUUGGAAAGAAUUGUCAGAUUCCAAUGUGUCCAGCCGAUUGGGAGUAUGCGGGCACCAAAUGUUUCCUGGUAACACCCUCAGUCGUGUCUUACCACGCGGCUAAACUCCACUGCAAUAGUAUGGAUGCUGUUACCAUGGGUAACGGGAUGAUGGAGGACCCUGCCCUGGUCUUCAUAGAGAGUGAUGAAGAGUUCGCCAUCUUAAAGACUCUCGUUGAUAAUCCAUGGGUCUGGUUGAACUGUAUAAGAAUAAGCGGAUCAUACAUCUGCUACAGUGACAGACAAAUCACAGAAAGUGACUAUCGAAACUGGGCCUCUAACCAACCUGACAAUACCAGAGAUUGCGUGCCUUUGAGAAUGACAGAUGGCACGAUGCAUGAUAAUCGAUGCACUUAUCAAUAUACCUUGGUAUGCCAAGUUACCAUAAGGGAGAAAUAGUAGCAGUACAUGACAAAGUGAUUUCAUUCUAUUGAAGACUAGUCAUGCUAAUCCUGGGUCCCGUCUGCGAUAUUCUUCUGUCAGUACUUGUGCAACCGACAAGAGAGGGGGCUGUGUUUGGAAUUCUAAAUCAGACUAUAAAUCAUGGACUUGAGUCUUGCCUCAAUUUUUCGUUUAAAAAAAAUUCCUUGAAAAGGCGAGACUCGAUCCCGCGUGCAUGAACUCGACUGCAGGAUUAUUGGCUUAUUGAUGAAGACACACAAAUUGAGCUGAUUGGUGGGUGUGGCUUAAUGGUCUGAUUAAGACACACCAAUCAAGCUAAUCGAUGGGUUGGAAAGGUUAUAUUAUAACUACAUGUAUUCGUGUCGCCAUGAAUAUUCAUGAGGCGAUGAAGUCACGGCUGUGGUGUAAUGUGCCCUCUCGCGUC